ACUUACACAACAUAUAUUCUCCCCUCAUACAUUUCCAUGCAUGGUUCCUAUAAGGUUAGAACACAUAGAUCCAAACACAAACAAACACACACACUUGAAAAACCAAGGAUGCAUAGAUAUAUAUACAUACAUACUAACAUAUGCAUUGUGAGAUCUUCCCACCCUCCUUUUUUCCUCCUAGGUAGAAUUAAUUAAACAAGUGAAGUGUAGUGCAUGCAUGUCACCCCCUCCCUACUGCAUACACCUCUGCAUUCUCAUCCACAGUGCCCCCUUGUAGCUUAGCUCCUCCCUGCUUCCAAGCUCCCCAUUUAAAUACCACCCUGCCUCCCCACCAAGCUGAGCACUACACUCUAGCAAGAACCUCACAGCAACAGAUAAACCACCUCAAAGCCUCUCUCAAGCUAAGCCUAUAUACACCUCAUAGCACAACUGCACAAGCAAGAUAUAUAUUGUCUGUCUGGGUAGUGUAUACUAAGCUAAGCUAGAAGUGUAAUAGCAAGCUAGACUUCAAUAACUUGUGGCAUGAGCACUCGCGGCAGCCAGCCGGCGGCGCAGCUGAUGGCGUUCUCGGAGCCGAAGCCGAUCGCGGCGUCCAGCGGCCACCAGCCGAACCCGUCGCCGCCUUCAUCGCCGAGCGAGCGACCGCCGGCAGGCGGCCGUGGGAGCCGGCGGCGGACGCAGGAGCCUGGGCGUUUCCUGGGCGUGCGGCGACGUCCCUGGGGCCGGUACGCGGCGGAGAUCCGCGACCCGACGACCAAGGAGCGGCACUGGCUCGGCACCUUCGACACGGCCCAGGAGGCCGCCCUGGCCUACGACCGCGCCGCGCUCUCCAUGAAGGGCGCCCAGGCGCGCACCAACUUCGUCUACGCCGCCCCUGCCUCCUGCUACAGCAACUACCCUCCCUUCCUCGCCCCCUUCCACUCGCCGGCGCCGGGGACGACGAUGGCCAAUAACGCCGCCCCUGUCAUGCAGCAGUACAUGCUGCCCGGCCACGGCCACGCGCCGCACCACAUUGGCAGUGGCUCUGGCUCGUCGUAUGCUUCUGGCGGCAGCGAGUGCUCAAUGCCGAUGCCGAUGCCGAUGAUGGUGGACGUCGUCCGGAACGGCAGCGGCAGCGGAGGCGGCAGUAGGGGGCACGUGCAGCGCGAAGACGAGGACUUCUUCUGCUUCUCCGGGUCCGCCUUGGACGACAACUCCGGGUACCUGAGCAGCGUGGUGCCGGAGAGCUGCCUGCGGCCGGCGUCGUCCCGGGUGGAAGACACGACGCGGCGGUACUCGGUGUCGGACGCCGACGCGUACGGGUACGGCAUGAUGGGGCGGGAGGACGUGGACGACCUGGCGCAGAUGGUCGCCGGCUUCUGGGGCUCCGACGCCGCCGCGGCUUACGGAAGCGGCGGCGGCGGUGGGGACGGCAUGGUCGCCGCCUCCUCCUCGCAGGGCUCCGACGCCGGAUACUCGCCCUUCAGCUUCCUCUCCCACUGAAACACAACGCAAUGCAAUGUCCAUCUCGGGUCUUCAGCAUUGUUGUUGCUGAUCAUCAUCUCAGUGGCGAUGAGACCUCUGCCGCUAGAGCUUAAUGACGAUCCAUCGAUCGUUGAUAGCAUUAGGUACUUAAUUAGAGAGCUGUUUGUUUCGGGAAGAUCGAGUUUGAUCAUAGUACGUUACUUAGCAGCGGAAGUAGAUCGAGCGAGGAAGAAGAAGAAGAGUGUGGCUUGUGUGCCCUAGCCCCUAGCUAGCUAGCUAUCUAGCUCCUUUGUAGUACUACGUUUCCAUAUGCAUGCAUGGCAUGUGUUCCAUUAUUUACCUCUCUAAUUAUCUACAACCUCUCCCAAGGUAGUUAAUAAUUUAA
Brachypodium distachyon (stiff brome) is the source of this 1849-nucleotide messenger RNA. RefSeq names its product ethylene-responsive transcription factor FZP. The record is from RefSeq and is a predicted model, not a curated record. Gene Ontology annotation, biological process: regulation of DNA-templated transcription. Gene Ontology annotation, molecular function: DNA-binding transcription factor activity; DNA binding. Bases 523 to 1482 code for a protein of 319 amino acids. NCBI's taxonomy places the organism in Eukaryota, Viridiplantae, Streptophyta, Magnoliopsida, Poales, Poaceae. The transcript has a single exon.